AUGGCCCGGUCGAGUAAAACUAUGCUCGAUUUGUUAAAUGCAUGCAGACGGAGUAAAUUUCUAGACUUUUCACUCGAUAACACAACUAUACGCGGCUUUCGGCUAACCUCCAUUGGUCAACAGCUGUCCGGUCAUAUGUACACGGAAUGGAACCAACCGGCAGCAAGCAAUAGUUAUUCGGUGCCCGUUUUCUUUGGCAAAAGUGGCCUUAGUUUGAAGGAGAAUAUUGCUUUCGUUCAACGAGAGAACAAAAUAAUGAAGCGUCCCUUCGGCAUUACGGUAGAGCACGAUCGCAAUAACAAUCUAGUAACGAUUGGUGAUGAUUUUAAGCUGGAUCUGCCCGAAACGCUAGAACUCGCCACAACAUAUCUGUUGCCGACAUCGAUGGCGAAUCAGUUUCUUUAUCAAAUGCAACGACAGCGCAAGAUCUGGUGGAUGCGGUUGUCCGUCGAUCCGGGACGGUACUUCAUUUCCGAUAUGCGUCAAACCGAGGGCACUAAUCCGACAACGUCCGUUUCUAUCUGUGGUCGGUUUCUAGACCGGUCAGAGCACAAGACGGAGGUGGAGCUGGAACGGCUGGAUCUGGAGUUCUCCGAGAAUUCCAACGCCAUCGUGCGUGUUUCCAACAAUCUUCACCGCGCUAUUCUUGCCAUCCUGAUGGACGCACUGGAGGGUGCACCGUUGGAACAGUGCGUUAAGAUACAUCGCAAAAUAGCACCUUUUAAGUGUGGCAUUAUCUGCCAGAUGGAGGAUCCUUAUGUACAAGAUGCCGUCGAGCAGCAGGAGUUGAUCGAUCUUUCAAAACAUCUAAGCUAUGUACUGCGCGCGGCCAAACUUUCCGUACACGAUGGAUCUUACAAUCAGUCCCAAUACGUCCUUCAAUUGGCAGAACUUGACCAGAUAGGUGUACCUUACGCGCUACUUCUCAACGCUCAAACUCUUCACACCGGCCUACUGCAGCUUCGAUCUCGCGAUACUACCCUCUCCGAAACUAUUCAUCUGUCCGAUCUGCCGGGCUAUUUAUUAAAAAUUAUAAAUGCUUAG
Anopheles marshallii is the source of this 1044-nucleotide messenger RNA. It is a transcript of the gene DNApol-gamma35, whose product is annotated as DNA polymerase subunit gamma-2, mitochondrial. Gene Ontology annotation, cellular component: mitochondrion; cytoplasm. The record is from RefSeq and is a predicted model, not a curated record. NCBI's taxonomy places the organism in Eukaryota, Metazoa, Arthropoda, Insecta, Diptera, Culicidae. Gene Ontology annotation, biological process: mitochondrial DNA replication. The transcript is spliced from 2 exons. The coding region runs from base 1 to 1044 and encodes 347 amino acids.